AGUUGCUGGGCAGGCGGGACCGUCUAGCAACGAGUUUUGACCUGCAGCCCCGAGAGCCAAUCACAGACGAGUAUUCCAACGAGCUCCGCCCAGGUUUUCCGGCCGCGUUCACGCCUCAGUAGGAAUGACCAACGGGGGCGUGUCCGGAGGGCGUGUCCAGGCUCGAGCUCGAACCAUUUUAAAAAAGAAGCAAAGUCUCCAGUCGCUGCUUCAGGCACCAAACAACAACAACACCCCAAACUGAUCCCCUGUCUGUCCCCCGGUGCGCUCCUCCUGUAGCCGGCCGCCCACUCACGACGCCAGUAUGAUGCGUAAAGACGUCAACAAGCCGAAGGGCAAGACGUCGGCUUACGCCUUCUUCGUCCAGACAUGUCGAGAGGAACACCGGAAGAAGCACCCGGAGCAGUCCGUCAACUUCGCGGAGUUCUCCAAGAAGUGUUCCGAGAGAUGGAAGGGUCUGACUGCCGGCGAUAAGAAGUGUUUCGAGGACAUGGCGAAAACCGACAAGGUGCGUUACAACAACGAGAUGAAAGACUACAUCCCACCCAAGGGCUUCGGAAAGAGGGGCCGCAAGAAGAAAGACCCCAACGCACCCAAGAGACCCCCGUCUGCGUUCUUCGUGUUCUGCAGUGAGUACCGUCCCAGUGUGAAGCAGCAGACUCCUGGUCUCUCUAUAGGAGACUGUGCCAAGAAACUGGGAGAGAUGUGGAGCAAACUGACCCAGUCUGACAAGCUGCCCUACGAGGAGAAGGCCCAGAAGCUACGGGAGAAAUACGACCGGGACAUGGUGGCGUACCGUGGCGGCGGAACAACGUACGCCAGGAAUCCCGGCUCUUCAGCUCAGGGAGGAGAGGAAGAGGAGGAUGAUGAGGGAGAGGAUGAGGACGACGACGAUGAUGACGAGUAGAGGGGAUGCACUGCAGCUGGAUGAGAGAGAGAGAGAGAGAGGUGUGUGUGUUUCAGAAGGUCACUUGAAGGUUCACCUAAACAAAACAGCAGCAGGACAUCAAGUCCUUAAAGAUGCAGUAAAGUGAGUAAACGGCUCAUUCUGGGAGAAUCCCUCACGUCUGGAUGUUCACGGUGCUUUAAUUCUAAAACAGCAAACAGCCGGGGAAGGUUCAUCUCCUGACAUUUUUAAUGAAUACAUCGGAACUGUGUAGCAGUUCAGUAAACUAGUCUCUAAUCCCAGUUUGUACCCAAGUACACACCGGUCUGUUACCAGCAUGUCGUUUUUAACUGGUCACAUGACCAAAAGGUUAUUUAUCAACACCUACACUUUUAACUAUCUGUGUUCUAAAACUAGACAGACAGUCAGAGAGACACGGGUCACUCUGAAACACAUACACUGUGUGUGUGUGUGUGUGUGUGUGUGUUUGUGUGUGUGUGUGUGUGUGUGUGUGUGUGUGUGUGUUUGUUGGAGGUCAGCAGAUGUUAAACUGUUGAACACCAGGAAACCGUACAGUAACACCCCCCUCACUGUUACCAUGGUUUCCCCAGCACCCUCCCCCCACCCCACCCCUGUGUGGUACCAUGGAAACCCAAGCCCCCCCUUCCUGCUCUUCAUCAUGAUGUUGUUGUUUUUUAUUUUCUUACUGGAGGUUUAUUGGAGUUUUUCUGUUCUUUGUUCACUGUCAGUGUAGAAACUUUUAUAAUAAAACGACCAACUGAGGGGAAAAAACA
Molecule: messenger RNA, 1680 nt
Organism: Cyclopterus lumpus (lumpfish)
Lineage: Eukaryota; Metazoa; Chordata; Actinopteri; Perciformes; Cyclopteridae
Gene: hmgb2b
Product: high mobility group box 2b
Exons: 5
Coding region: 305-907 (200 amino acids)
Biological process (GO): regulation of transcription by RNA polymerase II
Molecular function (GO): DNA binding, bending
Source: RefSeq, a predicted model, not a curated record